This is a messenger RNA of Rodentolepis nana, 3228 nucleotides long. The record is from the annotation of a GenBank genome assembly. NCBI's taxonomy places the organism in Eukaryota, Metazoa, Platyhelminthes, Cestoda, Cyclophyllidea, Hymenolepididae.
AUGAUAAAUGAAGUGAAAAUCGUCUCGGAUCCUAUAUCGAGUCAUAUAUGGUUUUCCCUUCAUAAUCACGCCUUAGACGAGGCACUUUUUGCCGCUGAACGCUUAUUUGCGGAAGCGAAAAACGAAGAGAGUCUCUUUUUAGUUGCUACCUGUCUUUAUCGAAUGAAUGCGCCAAAACAGGUCAUCAAACUUCUGAAUUUAAAUACCUUCUCUUCUCCCAAGACACGUUAUCUGUUAGCUAAAUGUUGUUACGAUUGCAAUAUGCUCAAUGAUGCCGAAAACGCCCUUCUCGGUCCUGAUUGUUCCAAACCUCUUUCAGAAGCCUUAUUAGUUUAUGGGGAACAAGCUUGUUAUGCAUUUUUACUACUUGGGAAUGUAUAUAGAUAUAAAAAUGACUUUAAAAAGGCUCAGUUAUGCUAUAAAGAGUGUCUUAAAUCGAAUCCUAUGAUGUGGUCGGCUUUCCACAACCUCUGCUCCAUCAGUGAAUUCGUUGAUCCUGACGAAGUAUUCAAAUUGAGUCCUUCACAUGGGAUCCUCACACCGACUUUUACUGUUGUCGGUGAAUCCGUUGCUUCAGCGAAAUCGACAGUGAGUAUAGGUGUUAAGACGGCUCUAGAUAAAUUGGGAAGUCGGGAAAAUGUGAAUCCUAACAGUCCCAUCAAUGAGGUUUCUGAUUUGAAGAAUGAAAACGAUUCAGAAAAUCUAAAUACUUCCGCAACUGUUUCUGUACAGAUAGUAAAAAGCACCUAUGUUGCUCCGUGCACAGUCUCUAACCAAGACAUUUCUGAUGAUCUUCCCGUCAAUUUUACCCCUGUCGGAUUCCCAGUUUCAUCGAUCACUCCCUCUUCACCUAUUAUGCUUAAAGAGGAGACAAAACUGAAGAAAAUCGCUCUUAAUGAAAGUUCCUCUGUCUCAAAUGAGCCUUCUCCGCCUGGCGGGUCUAGUACUGCUGUUCUCCCAAGUCCAAUGUUUGCUUGUUUACCGGUCUUCUCUCGUUCUGAUUUUAACUCUACCCCUUUACUAGUGGCUUCUGAGAGUGUUCAGCCGGUUAGGUUAGCUCUAACUCAAAGCACUUCUAAUCGCAGACCAGCAAAUCGUCAAACACCAAUGAUGACUAGUGGCCAACUUCAAGCCGCUAUUCUUUUUUCUCCUUCUGAGAGCAACCCAACGGGACCAUCUCCUCAGUGGCGUGCCAAAGAGGCUAAUAUCUCAACUCCAAGUCAGCCUGGUUUUGUUGUACCAACUUUCGGUAGAACUGGAGGUGUAUCGCCUCUACCCGCGUGGACAUCGAAUCCCUCAGCCGUCUCAGUCCUUGUUUCUACGAGUUCAACUCCUGCCGCUGCCGCUGCCAUCCCAGUACCACCGAAACCAGGCCUCAUUUUUGACGAUACUGUGAAUACUACGAUGGCUGGUCUUCAACCUAUGGAUACUACUGAAACUUCUGAAAGUAGCCACCAACAAAUAGAGAUUUCUCCAGAAACAUCUGCUGUAGGACCUCGAACUCGAGCUCAAAAAGCAAGGGCGGCGGCUUGUAGAAAAUCUCCUCGUCUUUCUAGGGCACACAAGGCAACUUUGGAUGAUUCUAAGGAUUCUGGAGAUAGUCGAAAAUCCUUUGGCAGAAUUGUGAAUAUCCCUAGAGGUGGAAAAGAUGAUUUGUUCGAGUGCUCACGAGUUCUAUGUACAGCCUCUGAUGAUCGAAACGACCCCCGUUCGGACGCGAUUUCCGCAUAUCUUCAUCUCCUCCGCUUCUUGGGCCAUGCUUAUAGUCAACUCGCUCAGCAUAACUACAAGGGUGCAGUGACUUUGCUAUCAGAGUUACCCUUUGAACACCUGGCUACAGGUCAAAUACUCACUUGGGCUGCUAGAGCUCACGUAGAUGCUGCAGGUUACUCAAAAGCCAGAAAAAUCUUUAGUGAAUUAAGAAAGCUUGAACCCUGGAAUCUCUGUGGCAUGGAUAUAUACUCUACAGUUCUCUGGUACCAAGGUGCUGAGCAGGAGUUAUCCCAAUUAGCUAGUGAUGUUCUAGCCCUUGAUAGAACGUCAAGUAUUCCUUGGUCAGUUGCAGGGAAUUACUAUGCCUUACUGCGUGAACAUGAUACCUCAAUUAGAUUUUUACGUCGAGCUAUGCAAGUCUGCCCCACAGAUUCCUAUGCCUGCACUCUGUUAGGCCAUGAAUAUGUUGCAGUGGAGAACCUAGACCGUGCAGCCUCUGCUUUUCGUCAUGCCCUCAGACUGAAUGAACGUAAUUACAGUGCAAGAUUUGGUUUGAGUAAUGUCUACUUUAAGCAAGAUUACUUUGGCCUUGCGGAUGCGCAUUUAGUGAGAGCGUUGAGUAUUUUCCCCAACUCCUGUCUUCUUCUCACCCAUCUUGGUGCAAUUCGAGCAAGAAUUGGAAGGUUAGAAGGAGAUGAAGGGAGCGCAAUCAGUCUACUUAAUAAAGCAGUGGAAAUUGAUCCGACAAAUCCAAUGGCACUGUACCAUCGAGCCUGUAUCCUAACCCAACUUGGUCGCUUUCAGGAGUCGAUUGAUGAACUCGAGCGUUUGAUGGUCAUCACUCCACAUGAGGCCAUGAUCUACUUUAUGCUCGGAAACGCCUACCAAAAGAUUGGAAACCACCCUCAAUCCAUGAUUUACUUCUCUUGGGCUAUGGAGCUCGAUCCCAAAGGUGUGAAUUCCAGUCUCCGUGACAUAAUGGCUAGUGGGCCUUCAGGUCUGGGGGGUCCAGGUGGUCCGCGUGUUGGUGGUGGUCAGCGUGUUGCACCCCUUGCUCCCUUCGUCUGUGCUGCAGCGGCAACGCUGGUCGAUCAUCCUCCGCCCUACGCUUCCCCAACUGAUACGGCUCCACAAGCGACUCCCUCCUCAACUUCCACAAGAGCUGCAGGUCGAAGAGGAGGCGGUGGUGGGAGUACGGCUCCUCGAGCACGCAGAUCUGCACGUGGAAGACCAACGGCAACCGCCGCUUUUGGGCGUGGAAAUGGCGCGCACAGAUUAUUUCUAUCUGGUGCUACUUCAACUGCUACUACGCCUAAUAAUUCCGUUGCCGGUGUGGAUUCAACCAUAGAGGAGCAGGCUGGUGGUCCAAACUCUCUUUUCCGAACACCUUGGUCCACGCAGCCUUCUGGUGGAGGUGCCGGACGAGGCAGUAUGGAGGGCGGGUUAGAAGAUGUAGAGGAAGAACUUAGUUUUGAUGAGGAUGAUGAAGAAACGAUGGAUUUGGGAGAUGAGUAG